Messenger RNA from Diatraea saccharalis (sugarcane borer), 483 nucleotides. NCBI's taxonomy places the organism in Eukaryota, Metazoa, Arthropoda, Insecta, Lepidoptera, Crambidae. The record is from the annotation of a GenBank genome assembly.
AUGCUUCUACCGAGCCGGGGUGACAGUCCAGAUACCGUCAUGCAUUUUGAUUCAAAUGAAAGUACAAGAGAAAGGAAAGCGCGUAUAGAGGUGAAUCUUAAACAGAUAGAAGAAGCGAUCCAUAUGACACAACCCAAACAUAACAAUUCAAAUCUACCCAUUUAUACCGUGCAGGACAAUGAACCAGAAUAUUUUGAUACUAAACUUAAAAUAGACAUAAAUAGAUUGAAAGGAACUGCACCUAAACAAGAAGUGGAAUCAUAUAAUGACAUAUUCGGACAUAUAGGUAGUGACCAAAUAAGCAGUCAAAUUACUAACGAAUAUGAUAAUCGUGCAAAGAUAGAAAAAGAAUCAUUACUGAAAGCUAAUCAAACCACACAUAGUGAAAAUACUGCAGUUAUCGACAUGAAUAGGAAUAUUACGGUUUUCAAUGAGAAUUUUAACAAGGUUUUGUCUACUGUAGAGGUUGUAAUAAUGAGAUGA